Molecule: messenger RNA, 2259 nt
Organism: Medicago truncatula (barrel medic)
Lineage: Eukaryota; Viridiplantae; Streptophyta; Magnoliopsida; Fabales; Fabaceae
Product: RNA-binding KH domain-containing protein RCF3
Exons: 8
Coding region: 91-1806 (571 amino acids)
Molecular function (GO): RNA binding
Source: RefSeq, a predicted model, not a curated record
AAGAAAGCAAAAAACUAAGUCGGCAAAGUGUAUGUUAGAUAGAUAAAACCCUAAACUCACAAUUCACAAACACAAUUCUCACACAAAAUAAUGGCUGGUCAAAGAACAUCCUACGGCAACAAACGUUCACACUCACACAACAGCGUUGAUGACAACAGAACCAACAACAAACGCCGUAACCCUAACACCGACGAAACCACUCCAAGAGACACAUUUCACAUAACCCAAGACGACACCGUUUACCGUUACCUUUGUCCUGUGCGCAAAAUCGGCAGCAUCAUUGGCCGCGGCGGCGAGAUCGUGAAACAACUCCGUCUUGAUACAAAGGCGAAGAUCCGAAUUGGUGAAACUGUUCCUGGUUGUGAUGAGCGUGUUGUUACGGUUUAUAGUGUUUCUGAUGAAUCAAAUGAUUUUGAAGAUUCUGGUGAGUUUAUGUGUCCUGCUAUGGAUGCGCUUGUCAGGAUUCAUCAGAAGGUCAUUGCUGAGGAUUUGCGUGGUGUUGAGGAUGAAGAUGUUGAUAUGGAGAAGGUGGAUGGAGGGGAUUUGGUUACCGCGAAAUUGCUCGUGGCUUCUGAUCAGAUUGGGUGUGUGAUUGGGAAAGGUGGGCAGAUUGUUCAGAAUAUAAGAAGUGAGACUGGUGCACAGAUUAGGAUUCUUAAGGAUGAUCGGUUGCCGCUUUGUGCUUUGAAUUCUGAUGAGCUUGUUCAGAUUUCUGGUGAGAUUGCUGUUGUGAAGAAGGCUUUGAUUCAGGUUGCGGCUCGGCUUCAUGACAACCCUUCACGUACUCAACAUUUGCUUACUUCUGCAGUUCCUGGGGUGUAUGCGGCUAGUGGUUCAAUGGUGGGUUCUCAUGGUGGGGCUCCAAUUAUGGGAAUGGCUCCGAUUGGUGGUGGUUAUGGGGGGUAUAAAGGUGAUGUUGUAGACUAUCCGCGGUCCAUGUAUCCGGGUUCAAGGGAUGAAGGUUCUGUGAAGGAGUUUUCAGUCCGAUUUGUUUGUCCAACUGCUAACAUUGGAGGUGUUAUUGGUAAGGGCGGUGGUAUAAUAAAUCAAAUUAGGCAAGAUUCUGGAGCGAAUAUCAAGGUUGAUAGUUCGGCAACUGAAGGAGAUGACUGCUUAAUAGCCAUUUCGGCGAGAGAGCUCUUUGAGGAUCCAUUCUCUGCAACAAUAGAAGCAGCUGUGCUUUUGCAACCCCGGUGCAGUGAGAAAGUUGAAAGAGAUUCUGGUAUUCUCUCUUUCACUAGCCGGUUACUUGUGUCAAGCUCUCGAAUUGGUUGCCUUAUUGGUAAAGGAGGAUCAAUCAUUACUGAAAUGAGAAGGCUUACAAAAGCUAACAUCCGCAUCCUAUCUAAGGAGGAUCUCCCUAAAAUUGCAACUGAAGAUGAUGAAAUGGUGCAGAUUUCGGGGGAACUAGAUAUUGCCAAGGACGCUCUUCUGCAAGUACUUACCCGGCUGAGAGCAAAUCUUUUUGAUAAGGAGCGUUCUGUCUCAUCAUUACUUCCACCAGUACUUGCAUAUCUUCCUGCUUCGCCAGAAGGACCAGAUAGUUUCAGCUAUGAAGGUAGAGAUGGAAGACGACAUGGACGUGGUGGCUAUUCUUAUUCUGAUGGCUAUGGAGGCUCAAGUGAUUUUGUAUCUGGCGACGGUUAUGGAAACUAUGGAAGUUCACAGCUUGGUCGAGGUGGUCCUUAUGGAGCUUAUGGAAGUUAUGCUGCGGAACGGACUAGUACUUCUGGAUUGUCUGAUAGAUUGUCCGACAGAUUGUCUGGUCAGCAUGGUGUUUCUCGGAGGAGAAACCAUGGUUACUAAAACCUUGGUGGGUCCCUGCAGCUGAGUUAUGUGAAGCCCUGAAGCCUACUGCCUAAACUGGAAGACGAGAUGAACCACGGUUUGACAAACUCACUACUGCCCACCUUGCUAGUGACUGACAAAUUCAUGGCCAACCUUGAUGCCUCUAUCUAGGGGACCAAACAUGUGGAGACUAUUGAAUUUUACCAUGUCCAUUUUACCUUACUUCCUAAGCUUGCGAACAUGUGCUCCCAAGAACCUAUAAAAAUAGCUUUCCUUGAUGGCUGUUUUUUUUUAUUCCGGUUGUCUUUAGAUCUAAAACACCAUGUGGCUAUGUUCCUUUGCCAGUUGUAUACCUGUACUAUCUUUGUUUUGUUGUGUUUUCCUGGUAGUUCAUGGUUACUUGCAGUUUGAACUUCUUUAUUUCUUUGAAUAAUAUAAUGAUAUUGGUAUCUAAUAAGUUGACCUGUUUUA